AAAUAAAGACAAACUCUUCAUGUAAACAUUUGUACAUACAUUCAUAUAUAUCGUACAUUUCUGUGUGUUGCUCGUGUUUGUUAAUUUGUUUAUACUCCGUCGCACAGAUUCUUAAUUCUUAAACAGUUCCGCUUCAAGUUCGUAUCGGACCAGUUAUUGGGAAUAGGAAAUUGCGGAUUAGAGAUUCGAAUUCAAAUAAAUCAACCAAUUUCGGCUCUCUGGCUCACUUCGUCUCGAUUGGAGAAAUUUCCAUCUUCAUGUCGUCAAUCCGUAACAGUCAGGCCCGAUUCAGUGAAUGCGUUUCUAUAUUUUAAAUUGCCUCUCGUAUAGUUCGCGUCACUUUAACACAAGCUUUAUUAACUUCGUUGCGAAUCGAUUUUGGCACGCCUUUUUUUUUUACACCAUUUCUCCUUGCACGGAUGUAUACGCCACCGUGUAAAAAGAGGCCCAAGUGUAUUGUUUCUCUCUCUCUCCUUCCCUCUUUGUCUUUCUAUUUGCCUCUGUAUAUUCCCCUUCCUCUGCGAUUCGCGCGUCACAGCGCCACAUGCGCGCGCGCGCGCGCGCGCAAUCUCCCUAAUUCGCGCCAUCUCGUCGUUGGCGGCAGCGCGCGGCUCUCGUUGCGCUUAUCGCAUUUGACUAACGAAAUACACAACGGUCAGUCUGUAUCCGGGAGUGUCGGGCCGGCGGGAGUGCAUUCCUCGCGUUCCCGAAGUACCUGCUAAUGAAUCGGUGGUGCUUUGUGACUUCCCACUGAUAAUUAUCGCCUCUGAUUAUCUCGCCGAAUGUUUGUUUAUUGUCGUUUCGUGUCGUCGCGCUUUAUCACCGGGAACUGGACUGGUAUCGCGGUAUCCAAGGAAGGCUACGCCGGUACUCGAGCGGCGAAGCGGCACAUCGGACGGAUCGUUCCUCGAGUGAAGAGGCUGUCGCGGCCGUUCGUCGGACGGAAACGUCGCGAACGCUCGUUCAAAGUGUCGAAUUGGGACGAAUAGUGUUUCAUUCGUGCUCCGCGCGAUCGACUCGCAUCGCCGAUACGUAGUGCGCGUACGUGAUCAAGGGACGACAAGUCGUCGCGUCGUCGCAAAGUAAUGUCGCUGACGGACAUCGCCGAGAUGGACGAGAGAUCGGCCGGGACACUCGGCGAGGAAACGACGGUCGAAGCGUCGCCGAUGUCCAGCAUCGUCAACGGUCUCUGCAGGUCGUCGCUCGAUCCUGGCGGCAGCGCGAGGCAGAAGCGUCACUUUCAACGUUCAAAUACCUUCGACACCCCUCGUCGAGCGAACCACAGCCGGAGGAGAGAAGGUAUGCACCAGAUGCUCUCAUGCGUUCCAAGCAGAAACGAGGGCGUGCAGAGUGCGAAGCUACUGCUGUGCUCCGACUGGGUACAGUCUCGGUGUAGGAACUCGAUGUUGGAUAAGUACGACAACAAGGAGAACGACAGCGCCCUCUGCAACUACCAGUCAUUCAGUCCACAGAGGAGCGUAAAGAAGACACGAUGGCCUCUGGAGGAUUCCGACCCGAACAGCCAGGACAGCGGUUACGGGGCGAGCGACAACAGGGAGGAGAAACGGCGGUGCGACGGGUUUCAGUUCGCGGAGCCGUCCGGUGUGCCGCCGCGGCGUAUGUCCGUGGACUCGCGCAGCCCGGUGCAGUCGCCGAUGCGCUCGUCGCCGCAGCAACCGAGGGCGGCCGCGCGCUCGCCCUUCAUGCGCCAGUCCUCGGGAUACGAGAGCCUGGUGGACGACGGUUUCACCGAGCUCAUCGACAUGGAGACGAUGGAGGAUACGGCGCAUCUGCCGAGCGGCAUCACGUCGCUGCUGUCCGGCGACCUGGUCGGAGGAGCCUCGACGAUGGAGUACGACGUGUCGACGACCCCCGAGUUCCCCCGCACCGUCACGAACCGACUGAGACGGUCGUUGUCGCUGUGCGACCAAGACGUCUUCUCGCGCUCGUUGUCGAAGGUGCGCACCUGCCUGUUCCGUUCGCCCGGCGCGACCUCUUCGACGGCGAUGCUGCUCGACCCGAGCGAGAUGAAGCCGGUGUCGUCGCUCAGGACGCCCACCUUCCGCGGCGUUGAGACGACGUCGUCGCCGCAGUCCGUCAGCUGCAAACGGCCGUCGGAGCUGGACUCGCCGGGGUCGGACGUCAGGCUGAAGAAGUUCCGCGCGUCGAAGAGCUUCUGCCUUAAGGCGACGUCCGAAGCGACGACGAUGACACCGACGACGACGAGGAGGAGCCAGAAGAGCGCGCCGCUGCAGAGGAGCAUGUCCGAGACCGAGGCGAGCAUAAAGUCGGCGGUGCUCCGCAGCGUGACCGACUCCGACCUCACCGGCGACUUCAGCAAGCCCUGCAUACUGCCGCUCGCCGCGGGCUACCACCAGGACCUGAAGUGCAUCACGCCGACGACGCUGGCGGCGUUGUUGCGCGGCGAAUUCAACGACCGUGUCGGCUCCUGCAGGAUCGUCGACUGCCGUUAUCCGUACGAGUACGACGGGGGCCACAUCGAGGGGGCGAUGAAUCUCUACAGCAAGGACCUGAUCGAGCGGCAUCUCUUCGAUCCCCCGAACACAGUCGCACCCCCCAAGAUCCAGCCCGACACCGACAAGCGCGACAUACUCGUAUUCCACUGCGAGUUCUCGUGCGAACGCGGACCGAAUCUCUCCAGGCUACUGCGCAGCCUGGACCGUCAGCGGAACAAGGAACACUACCCGGCGCUGCACUAUCCGGAGGUCUACCUAUUGCACGGCGGUUACGAGCGGUUCUACAAGGAGCAGAAGGAGUUCUGCACGCCGCAGGACUACAGACCGAUGAAGCAUCCCGAUCACGAGGAGGACUUGAGGCAAUUCCGCAGCAAGAGCAAGAGCUGGCAGGGCGACAAGUCACGGCUGAGCGGUCAGACAGUGCGGACGAAUCUCAAACGUUUAGGUUUUUAGAACCGACACCCGUCGCCGUCGAGACACCCACCGAGUCCUCGCCUCAGCCACACCCCGGGCGUUCUCGUCCGGCGAAUCGAACGCUCCACACACACACACACACACACACACACACACGGAACAUAUAGGCCGUCGGGGUAAAAACGCGCGCGCUAUGCGCGCGUCGAUAAAGUGCAAACGACGUAGAGAGAGGGAGAGAGAGAGAGAUUCGUCCUCUCCAUGUAGAUUUUCCUUUAGACACGCUCUUUGCGCUUAUGACUGACCCGGGGAAUUCUCCCCCCGGGUAUAUAUAUCUUGUACAUAUUAAAUCGUCGUGUUCGCGCGAGCACGGGUAGACUCUAAUCGACUUCUUAGUACAAGGAGAGGAAGAGAGGGGAAAGCUUAGAAAUGCCUUUAAUAUAAUAUCGCAAAGCCCCGCUCCGCAAUAGCAGGGAGCGGUAAGACGGUGGUUGGUCGGCUGUGGUUGGACAACCAGCUUUACCGCUGCUGCGGGAACGGGCUUGAUAACACACCUUUGAUGAAGACGACGAGAACUGUUAGGCUAUGAUGACGACGAAUUAUUAUUUCCCGCCGCGCAUCACGUUCGGGCCCGGCUUUUGUACAUAGACGAAGAAAUUACAGGAAUUCUAGAUCGUACAAUUCGCGGUCGCUCUUUAAUUAAGUACGACACGUACAAUCGGACAUGCAAUAACUCCGUGAGAACCCGUGGGAAGGCAGGGGGGAUGCGGGUGCGUAUCGUGAAGGUGGAAACGAAUCCUCAGUUUCUGAACAUAGUUCGCGAUUCGGCCCAUUUGUGUACAUACGAGCCUCAAACGAGCGACCCAAUCACGUCGAUCUCUCGGUAUCGAUAUUGCGCUUCUGUCGCAACUUGUGACCCCGAAGCAAGUGCUUAAAAACGAUCGAUGCUGUGAAUAUAUGAAAUAAAAUUAUAACUUGUUGCAAUCUCGUGAUCAAUAUUAUAUUAUUAAUUAGUACACACGACGCACGGCGGAUUAACUCUUAAGUAUCUCGCGCCCGCUGUCGUAAGGAUCAAUUGUAAAGAUCAAUUUUUCUUUCGUUUUCGUAUAUGUUUUUUUUUUUCUUUCGCAAGAAAAAUCCGAUCUCUCGCGUCGAGAUCUCUAUAUUAUUAAAUCCUCAGCCUCCGAGGAUUUAACGUAUCAGGAUCUGCCUUACUAGAAAGGUAUCCAGUGCCGCUAACACGUGUCUGUAUAACUUUUUAGCACGCGCGAGCACUUGAGGUUAAUCGACCGACUAUGUGUAUUCGUAAGAUGAAGAUUUAUCGAGCAGAAGUGAUAUAAAUAUUACUAAAAUGUGCAAA
Messenger RNA from Dinoponera quadriceps, 4248 nucleotides. RefSeq names its product M-phase inducer phosphatase-like. Gene Ontology annotation, biological process: positive regulation of G2/MI transition of meiotic cell cycle; G2/M transition of mitotic cell cycle; positive regulation of G2/M transition of mitotic cell cycle. Gene Ontology annotation, molecular function: protein tyrosine phosphatase activity. Lineage: Eukaryota; Metazoa; Arthropoda; Insecta; Hymenoptera; Formicidae. The coding region runs from base 1086 to 2930 and encodes 614 amino acids. Gene Ontology annotation, cellular component: nucleus; cytoplasm. The transcript has 5 exons. The record is from RefSeq and is a predicted model, not a curated record.